UAACAGAGGCCUGCGGGGAGCGCCCGCGCGGUGGUCGGUUGGGCGGGUGUCGGGUCGGGAAAACUAGGUCCUGGGGUGUCCCCUGAACAAGAGCUGUCCGCGAGAGUCUCAGGCUUCAGUCAGGCCCUGAAUGGCUGGUCUCCAGUUGGCGCCACGUCUGCCUAUGGAUGUUAUGCUCCCUUAUAAUAAAGCAGAAGCUCCAGGACUCCACUCAAUCAAACAAGACCCCUAUGAACGAGGUGACUCUUCUCAGAAGUCCUCAGUGAUGCAUCUGAGGGACAAUUUCCAGCAAAAGCUUUUGAGUAACAAAGAACUGACACGGGACAAUCUCUAUACUCACCCCAAAUGGACCGCCUGCCAGAAAGUCCAGAGCCACUCCUAUCCCCACUGUGCUGGAAUCAGUCAACAAGAUUCAGGAAGCAAUCCCCAGGGACAAGCAAAGUGUUUUUUUUACUCAUCCAGCCCUCAAUCCUUGUUUCCCGAAACAAAUAACCAGGACUUCAUCCCCUUUACAAAGAAGAGAGUGGGAGUGGACCGGGCGUACCCACUGAAACCUGUGUUCCAUCGGAAGUCUCGAAGUACAGGUGAGGCUGGCACAUCCGGGGACCAAAAUGUCUCCUCAAAACUCACUGAGCCAAGAGAGUUUUCAUCCAGCAGUUUUGACUCAAGGAACUGGACUAAUUCAUCUGUGUUUGGUACUGUUCUUGCUGCCACAGACAGGGAGAGCGCCAUGGCAAGCUACCAUAGGACCGAGUGGGUGCAAAUCCAGAGACUAGAGGCUGAAGGGGAGAGCCUAGAGGAGGAAAUCCGAAGAAAAGAGACCCUCUUGAAGGAAAAGCUGAAGAAGACAGAGGAGGAACUCAGAAGGAUCCAGAGGGAAAAAGAAGAGGCUGAGGAAAAUGAGAAAAGAGAGCUACAGAGAGUGACACACCCCAGGAGGAGAGCUAAAGGGAAUAACAACGCCACAAACAGGCCUGCCUUCUCCCCAGAACCCGGGUCUGAGGAAGUGUACAGCAGAGACAGGAGAGAGGAUAAAACUUGGAGACAAUCUCAAGAAAAUUCUAGUCCAUUCCAGUUCUCUGAUUAUGGAAUACAGAAGCUCAAAAGGGAAAGACUGGUGGCAAGCAAUAACAAAAUGCACAACCGUGUCUCCGGGCCACUGACAGACAAGACUUCUCAGUCUCCAGAAGCUCCAGGCAGUCCUUUGCGGGGAUACACCAGCAAUUCUAGCUUGUCCAGACCACCGGACUCCUCAGGUUCCAGCUGUUCCGCUGAAGAGCCGGAGCUGGGCGAGUGCAGCCAUUGUGGACGCAAGUUUCUCUUGCUCAGGCUGGAGAAACACUCCAGCGUCUGCAGCAGGAUGCAGGGUUCCAAGAGGAAAGUGUUUGAUUCCUCCAGAGCCCGGGCCAAAGGCACAGAACUAGAGCAGUACUUGAACUGGAAGGGGCCAGCCUCAGCCAAGGCUGAAGUGCCUCCAAAGAGCAACUGGAGACAGAAGCAUGAAUCUUUCAUCCGCACCCUCCGUCAGGCUCGGGAGGUCCAGCAGAUAAUUGCCAAAGGUGGAAACCCCGUUGACUUGCCGCCCAUCCUGCCUGCAGAAAAUCCAGACUAUAUUCAGUGUCCUCACUGUAGCCGCUACUUUGCUCCCAAGGUGGUUGAGAGGCACGUUCCCAAGUGUAAGACCAUCAAGAACCGCCCUCCACCUCCAAGGAAGCAUUGCAGUUGAGCAGAAAAUAGUGGCACCUUCCUCGACAGUUUGGAAGGCUCUGCUUCUCUUUAGCAGUACACUGGAGAACAAUUUGAUGCAAAGUAGAAACAACUAAAAAUUUCACGUCUCCCAGACACGCCUGCAGCACUGAAAUCUGUGAGGAGACCCACUGCUCAGCAGCAUGAGGCAGAAAGCAGCCUUAGCUUCCCAGCAGAUUCCCCCCUCAGGCUGGUGAGCCUGUUACCGCCCUAAGAACUAAUAGGUGAAGACACUCCGCGUAGUGAGCAGGCUGCAUUAUACUCUUCUCACAGGUCUUUGCUUGGGGGUUGUGCUAAGUGUCUGCAUGUGGGGUGCCUUCUGGCCACUGCUUCUGCAAUGUAUGGCUGUGGUUCCUGUUAGCUCUUCUUGCUUUUACAAGAAGUUGGCUCAUGAAGAUGAGUUGAUGUCAGAGGAUUGUAAUCACCUAAUUGGUAUCUCUUACAAGAGAUGAGAUUUUUGCUGGAAGCAAGUGUAAGUCUCUCCUUGACCUCCCUGUUGCAUGGUCCUGUACAAAAGCCAAUAAACAUAUGGAAGCCAGGGCACCAGGGUAUCGGAGCCCCUCCCUGUGGUGUACUAUGUGA
Molecule: messenger RNA, 2328 nt
Organism: Talpa occidentalis (Iberian mole)
Lineage: Eukaryota; Metazoa; Chordata; Mammalia; Eulipotyphla; Talpidae
Gene: ZC2HC1C
Product: zinc finger C2HC-type containing 1C
Exons: 3
Coding region: 131-1726 (531 amino acids)
Source: RefSeq, a predicted model, not a curated record